Trifolium pratense (red clover) is the source of this 495-nucleotide messenger RNA. RefSeq names its product pathogenesis-related protein 1B-like. Gene Ontology annotation, cellular component: extracellular region. The record is from RefSeq and is a predicted model, not a curated record. The transcript has a single exon. NCBI's taxonomy places the organism in Eukaryota, Viridiplantae, Streptophyta, Magnoliopsida, Fabales, Fabaceae. The coding region runs from base 1 to 495 and encodes 164 amino acids.
AUGGGUUUAUUUUCUCUAUUGUGUGUGUUAGGCUUAACACUCAUUAUGAGUAGUAAUGUUGCACAUGCCCAAGACUCACCGGCAGACUAUGUUAAAGCCCACAACAAAGCAAGAUCGGCGGUUGAUACUGAUGUUAAACUUCCGAAUCUUGUUUGGGACAACGAAGUUGCUGCUUUUGCACAAAAUUAUGCUAAUCAACGCAAGGAUUGUCAGCUUGUCCACUCCGAAACUGAGCGUUACGGAGAGAAUAUAGCGGAGAGUAGCGGCGACAUGAAUGGCACAGAAGCAGUGAAGUUGUGGGUUGAUGAAAAACCUUAUUAUGAUUAUAGUAGUAACUCAUGUGUUAAUGGUGAAAUGUGUGGCCAUUAUACUCAAGUGGUUUGGAGAAAAUCACUACGUAUUGGAUGUGCCAAAGUGAAAUGUGACAAUGGAGGCACAUUUAUCACUUGUAACUAUGAUCCUCCCGGUAACUAUGUUGGCGAAAGACCAUACUAA